CCGGAAACGUCGUCUUUAGCGGAUCCCUCUGUGACUCAGUGACGAGGGACUAGUUUUAGGUGGCGAUUAGACAAACCCCGAACCUUAGACCGUAUAACACCCCGACUCACAUAGACACACGCCCUUUGUUCUCAUUCGUUGCAGGAAGUCUUUGCAGUCAAGUUGAGUGCUGCUUGCUGGUGCGUCGUGGUGCUCUGUGCUGCUGCAGGUUUCUCACCGCUCGACUCCGACUGAGCUAUUUAAGGAUGGCAAAAUCUAAUAGACCCACCACCAAAAUUGCUAACGUCUACCGGGGGACAUUUAUCCACUCGACCCAGCAAACAGCGCUGCAGAUCCUAAAAGAUGAGCUCCUCGGAGUGGAUACGGACGGAAAGAUCGCUUUCAUUGGGAAAGGCGUGGAGCUAGACAGUCUGUCUCAGACCUUUGGAUUCAAUCCGACUGAAGUCACUCAACUGGCACAACAUGAGUUCUUCAUGCCAGGACUGGUGGACACCCACAUCCAUGCAUCCCAGUACAGCUACAUAGGCACAGCACUGGACAUGCCUUUACUGCAGUGGCUCAAUACCUACACCUUUCCUGUGGAGUCACAAUUCAAGGACUUGCAGUUUGCCCACAGUGUCUACUCUAAAGUAGUGAAAAGGACCCUGAGCAACGGAACAACCACUGCAUGUUACUUUGCUACCAUACAUACAGAUGCCUCUCUCCUGUUGGGCCAGAUUGCAAAUGACUUUGGGCAGCGUGCCCUUGUUGGCAAGGUGUGUAUGGACAGGAACGAUUCUGUGCCAGAUUACAAAGAGACCAAUCAGGAAUCUCAAGAGGAAACCCGCCGGUUCAUUGCAGAGCUGUUGAACAAAAAAUACCCUCUGGUGAGACCAGUGGUGACUCCCCGCUUCCCUCUAUCCUGCACCGGAGCCUUGCUAAGACAGCUGGGAGCAAUCGCUAAGACUAACAACCUGCACAUUCAGAGUCAUAUCAGUGAAAACCUAGAGGAAGUUAAGCUUGUGCUGGAGCUGUUUCCUGAAUCAGAGUCGUACACAGACAUCUAUCUCAAACAUAACCUGCUCACUGACAAGACGGUGAUGGCUCAUGGCUGCCACCUCAGUGAUGAAGAGUUGGUUCUGUUCAGAGAGGCAGGAGCCUCUUUGUCUCACUGCCCCAAUUCCAACAUUUCGUUGUGCAGUGGAAUGUUGGAUGUCCGCAACGUCCUGAAACACGAAGUGAAGUUGGGGCUGGGAACAGAUGUGGCGGGGGGCUACUCGGCCUCUAUGCUGGACUCUGUGAGAAGAACUCUGGACACAUCCAAAGUCUUAAAAAUCCAGAACCCAGAAUACAACACACUCACCUUUGAGGAGGUGUUCAGACUGGCCACACUGGGAGGCAGCCAAGCCUUGUCCCUGGAUGGCCAGACAGGGAACUUCGAAGUGGGCAAAGACUUUGACGCCCUGAGGGUGAAUGUAACUGCUCCUGGUGGACCCAUCGACCUGGUCCAGCCUGAGGAACCAAAGAUUCUUUUGGAAAAGUUCUUGAAUUUGGGUGAUGACCGUAACAUAGUAGAGGUGUUUGUGGCCGGGAAGAGGGUGGUACCAUUCGCAGAGCCAACAUCAAAAUAAACACUUUGGUCACUUAAAGCCUAAAUCCCCCUCGAAAGUCAGCUUGAAGAGAGUGUUAACUAACAAAAUACAAGUUAAUCUGAGAAAUAUACAAGAUAUGCAGCUUUAUAACGAUCAGUGGGAAACGCCCUACUGCACAGUUCUCCUUUAAUGCCAAGACAAAUAAGUAGGAAAUGAAUUAUCCCCAUUGCCAUUCCACUCUUAGAUACAGAGGACAGGGCUUUGUUGCUUUGUAACAUCUGCCUUGGGACUACAGAUGAAAAAUAGCCUCUUGGCUAACUCUGGCGCAUUUACAGAAAUGUUUUUAUUAAUUUGCACUAUCCCUUAUCAAAUAAACCUAUAAAUAAAUAGAAGAGGAAACAUGAUAUUAAUGAGUUUCAGUGAGGGUCAUCACUUUGUUUCUUUAAUAAGGGACUUAUUAAAAUUGCACUUGCUGUUUGUCAUUUUUGCGCACUAAAACAUAUUCAUGCACCAGCCCAUUGCUUAUUAAGAUCUUUAAGUCACUCUUUAUGUUCACAUUUUUUUUUGAGUUUUUGUUAUAUUUACCUAAACUCCUUACUUAAACUUACAAGUACAAGUACUAGUGAUUAUAGUGUGCUAGCUACAACAUAUUUUCCAUUGCAUUUUGAUAUCACAUUGUGUUGCCUUAAGAAAUUUAAAGUAGACAAUAGUCUGUAAAGUUAAAGGGAUAGUUCACCCACAAUAUCGAAAGUACUUAUUUUCCUCUUACAUGUAGUGCUAUUUCUCAAUUUUGAUUGUUUUGGUGUGAGCUGCCUAGUUUUGGAGGUAUUGCUCAUGGAGAUGUCUUCCUUCUCUCCAAUGUAAUGGAACUACAUGGCACUCGGCUUGUGGUGCUCAAAGCAAAGUCUGGGGAUUAUCUUCAGUUCCUUGCUUUGAGCACCACAAGCCAAGUGCCAUGUAGUCGCAUUAUAAUGGGGAUAAGGCAGACGUCUCAACGGCUGAUAUCUCCAAAACUAGGCACUCACACUUAAACAAUCUAGAUGGAGAAAUACCACUGCAGGUAAGAGGAAAAAUGUGUGUUUUUGAUUUUGAGGUGAGCUGUAAGUGUGAUAGUAACAGGAGUGGUGGCGUAGAGUAGUGCCUCACCUGAUUGUCUUCAGUGGCUUGGUGAACUCAUUUUAAUGCUGUUGCUAGAAAAUGCUGGAAUCAUAUCUCCUUCAGUUUUUACACACUUGGUGCGUUGUUAUCAGAAGCUGGUUUUCUCAUCAUAUAAUUAGAGUAGAUGAGAUCAAUUCAAAGUUUGAGUACUGAUCAUUUACGUAUGUAUUUGUAUCACCAUUACAAACUAUCUGAAUGUUGGGAAAUGAAGGGAAAUUAGUGCACAGCUAGCUUAUUAUGUCUUUUGUCUUGAGAAUGUAUUUGAGAUAUGUUUAAAAUUGUUAUCACAACAUAUCACUCUACACCUAAAUGUAUAUGUUAAAGGGACUCUUUGAUAUGUCACAUCGUGGGAGAUUAAAAUAAAGAAUACUACCAAGUCUG
Anarrhichthys ocellatus (wolf-eel) is the source of this 3110-nucleotide messenger RNA. It is a transcript of the gene gda, whose product is annotated as guanine deaminase. Gene Ontology annotation, cellular component: cytosol. NCBI's taxonomy places the organism in Eukaryota, Metazoa, Chordata, Actinopteri, Perciformes, Anarhichadidae. Gene Ontology annotation, biological process: guanine catabolic process. The transcript has 14 exons. Gene Ontology annotation, molecular function: guanine deaminase activity; zinc ion binding. Bases 246 to 1610 code for a protein of 454 amino acids. The record is from RefSeq and is a predicted model, not a curated record.